Molecule: messenger RNA, 9693 nt
Organism: Closterium sp. NIES-65
Lineage: Eukaryota; Viridiplantae; Streptophyta; Zygnematophyceae; Desmidiales; Closteriaceae
Source: the annotation of a GenBank genome assembly
AUGGGGAAUUCUCCUUCUCAAAUUCGCCCGCACCGCAGUCCCUCGCUCCGCGCGCAUCGGUCCCGCAGCAACAGCCACAGUAGCAGCGCCUUACCCCCAGCCGCCCCCCAGGCCUCGGCCAAACCACCAGCCCCUCUCUCGUCCUCCACCACCGAUUUCCGCCCUUCCUCUACCGCCAGCCGCCUCUUCCGCCCCUCCUUAUCGUCUAAUGACGCCCAUACUGUUGCCGACCACGGCAAACCCACCUCCACUGGAUUAAACACCGCCGUCGCCCGCUCGUCAUCUACAGGCGACGUAGUCGAGGGCCCGCGGACGGCGGCGGGAUCCGCGGAGAAACUGGUGCUUGGCGCGAGCGCAAGGCGGCGCAACUCCGCGUGUUACCCGCGUGAGGAAACGGGGAAGACGGCUGGACGUGGCGGGACGCAGGAUAGGCAGCUAAAAGAAACCGCCAUUGCCGAAACGAGCUGGGAACGAACAGGAGGGUCAGGACGAGCAGACGGGGAAGGACUGUGGAGCAAUAACCGCUACGAGCAGCUGCUGCCGCUCCUCGCGGGGCUUACGGAGGCGGACUGGUCGGCGCUGCAGCAUUGGGCGGAAAGCGGAUGGCGGUGCGUCGAGUGCGGGACAAGUCGACCCGUUGACCACACAUUCACUCCCCGCGUCGCCUCUCUCCUCCACCUCCUUCGCGCAUUCCCCGCGCCCCCCGCCCUCGCCCCGCUGCCCGCGCCCCCGUGCGCGCACUCCCUCUCCGCCUCCCCCUGCACGUCCGCGCGCAUGUCGGUCUGGGACCGCCAGGCCAGUCUAGACUCUUCUUUAAUCCCCACCACGCCGCCACAUGCGCUCGAGCGACAAGAAAGCCUUCCCGCCAGAAGCGGAACGGCGGGGCUGAAGUUUGUAAACGGUCAGCUGAGCCUCUGCCCGGGGCAGGUUGAAGGUUCCAGGCGGAGGGCGGAAAUACCGCGCAGGCACUCUGCUUCCGCCGGGCCGUCGAGCGCGCUCCCCUCGCCCACCACUGCGGACUCUGGUGCGCGGGUUGCGGGGGUUGCGGAUUUGAGCGCCGUCGUUCACCCUUGCGCCAGCGACGCCGCCGCCUCCGCCGCCGCUGCCGCCGAUGGUCAUUGCGGGAAUCUGAUCACCACCACAAGCAGCAAUGCAAGCGCCAUUAGCGGCGCCGCCGACGCGGCUGCUGCGGUUGCUGCUGGUUCUGCCAUUACUCCUGGUGUAGGGGGCAAUAAUGUCGCUUCCGCGGCCGGUGCGGCAACGGUCGUUGCGGGGCGGGAAUCGUGCAGCAGCAGCGCGAACCUUCACCGCAGCCGCAGUCUCACCGCGCGCAAGCGCCGCCCGCAUCCCCCGUUCGUCGUCGUCCCCUCGCCGCCGCGCACGGCCACACCGCCCAGGGGGACCAUUACCCCCGCGUCCGCACGCCCCGCGCCCGCUACCACUCCCGGACUGAUUAAUGUUUACAUUAGUAGGACUAGCGGGCUUGCGCGUAACGCUCCUGCGGUCACUCCUGUUGCCUCCGCCAAUGCCGCGGCCGGGUGUGCGCGGGGGCGGAGCUGGGAAGAGAGCGCGGAAGGAAACAGGGGUGGGGAGGGGAUGCGCGGAAGGGGAGCGCCAGGCGCGGAGGAUGACGGCUUGCUAACGCUCCCGCUACCGCCGCUGAAUGCAGCAGAAUUAGAACAACUGAGCGGAAGAGCUGGUGGGGAGGGAGGACUCCGCGGGAGAGGCGGGCGGAAGGACGGGCAAGAGUGGGAAGUGAGCGCGCAGAGUGACGUCAUUCCCGCCACACAUUCCCUGGUUUCGACAGUAAGCCAGGGCAACAAUCUCGGCGCCAGUCACGGCGCCAGUCACGGCACCACCACGCAUCUCCUCCGCUGGGCUUCAAUCGGCGCGCUUCACUCCGCUUUCGGCGGCGUCGGGCAAUCCGCCGCCUCCGCCAGCAGCCCCGUUAAGCUGCUGCGGAGCAAGAGCCGCGGAAAGGGCAGGACGCGGAGCGGGCGGCGGAACGGGGGGUCCGCGCGGGGGGAGGAGCACAGACUGGGCGGAUGCGCAGCGGGCGCGGCGCGCCGAUGCCAUUCUGUGGAGGAGGCGCCGACGGCAAUCGACGCGGCGGCGCGGGGACGCGACGAAUCGGGGGAGAAAGGUUUCGCAGGAAAAGCGGGGGUGCGUGCAGCAGCGGAAUGGGCGGAGAUGAAACCAGCUGCAGCGGAAGGGAGCGCAGGCGCGAGCGCGCGCGGAUGGCAGGUGGAGGACUUAUUCGGAAGGCUCGCGGAGCCGCUUGUGGCUGGCGCUACAGGUUCCGCCAACGGCGCUGGCGCGACCGGCGCGGACCCCGCGCUCUUCCGCCGCCCGUCGCUUUCCCGCGCGGCACUCGCCCGCUCCGCCAGCUGCUCUCACUUCGACUCGUACCUGUCCGUCCCCCCGCCGUCCCCCGCCACCGUUGCGCCUCUCCCGCCAGCUUCCGCCGCGCAAGUCCCGCCGGUUUCAGUUGCUGCUGCCGCCGCCUUUGCCGCUGCGGUUCGAGACUACGGCAUCGCGCCGGCUGCGGUAGAAAACGCCGCCGAUUGCGGCGGGGGAGGCGGCGGUUACGGCGCGAGCAGCGGUGGCGGAGUGUUCCUGACCUCUUCCUCGCACUCCUCUCCGCCCUCCUCUUCCUCGUCAUCCCCCGAGUUUCCCCCCAGCACCUGCCUUUCGAUGCCCUCCCGCCGCGUGCUCCCCGCGUUCCUGCGCACGUGCGUCGUUCCGCGCGCCAUGGGCGGAGUCCCGCUGCCCCUCCCCCUGCCCCUCGCGGAGCCGCUGGAGAGAGAAUUCAGAGCCAACGAGCGCGCGUUCCUGCGCACCGUCGCCAGCGUUGAAGCCGCCGCGAUCGCCGCCGCCGCCAGCGACGGCACCGCUGCAGCUGCUGACGCGUCACGUCGCGGCGGGAGCGGCGGCGACGGUGGUUUCUGCGGCGGCGGUGAUGGCGGAGAGGAAGAGGAAAGGGGCCGUGAGGAGUGGCGCAUGUGGCGCGCGAGCCCUCCUGUAGGCUCGUCCCCUGCCUCUCUCCCGUCCCCCGCCUCUUCCUCCUCCCGUCGACCAAUCACCAGAGCCGCGUCCUCGCCCUUCCUCUCCUCCCUCCUGCCCCAACAGCGGCAGUUGGGGCGUCAGAGCAGCGGGCUGGGCUGCAGAGAGGACGGAAUGGGCGGGCACGGACAGCAGCAGCAGCAGCAGCAGCAGCAGCAGCAGCAGCAGCAGCAGCAGGGUGGGGUGUGCAGCUUUGUGGAAAGGAAACCAGUUGGUAUUAUUCCCAGGCAGGCAUCCACACAGCCCAACACGCCCGUGCAUACGAUGCAGGGUAACUGCACGCCAGCCCACACUGGCACGCUCGUGCAUAAGCGGUCACACUCACAGGCUGCUGCUGGUGCUGCCGGUGGUGCUGUUGGUCGCUUUAGCUCCCACUCGCGCACCCCAUCUCCGAGCUUUAUUCGCACUGUGGGGGGCACGGACGGCAGGGGCAGCAGAGAGGCGCAGGGGGGAGGUGUGCAGGUACUGCCUCGGGGAGAAGGUGUGGGGCUACUGUCUCUACACGCACAUGCAUCUAAUGCCGCUGACCCCACCACUCUUCCCCCUCCUCCUCCUCCUACUCCUCCUGUGGGUAGGACCAGGCUGCAGUGGCCUUUCUCCCCUCUUCCUCCUGCUCCUGCUGCCACUGCUGCUGUGCGUGGCGGUGGCGGGUUGGCAGCAGCACCUGUGCUGCCCCUCUCUGUCAAGCGCGCGCGAUCGCUGAGUGUCGUCGAGAUGACUCGAGAGCGCAACCGAUUCUUCGCAACAUCUGCUGCUGUCGCCGCCGCCACCGCUGCCGCCGCUGCUGCUGCUGCUGCUUCCGCGGACAGCAGCAGCAACAAGGCUGCGUCCCAAGCUACCACUGCCGCACCUGACCGCAAGGCGCUAACAACAGAGCCUAAUCCUGGGAUCUCCCAAGCACGCGUGGCAUCAGCAGAGCGGGUGCAGCUGCACCGAGCAGCCAGUGAUGUGCUCGCAGAGACCCUUCGCCUGCUUGGGUCCGCCGCUUCCCCCUCCUCCGCCUCUCUGCCGGGCUCCCCUGUUUGCAGCCUGCCCGCACGGGGAAUGCAGCCCACGCGGCUGGGACGGAUGGAGCGUGGGAGUUCGGAAGCAGCAGGGGUAGCAACAGGAGCAGCGGGAGUGGCAGCAGCAGGGGUAGAGGGAGAGGCAGUGGGACCAGGCAGCAGUGCAGUGGCAGCGGAAGAAGGGGCGGCAGCAGAGGGGAGUGCGGUGGUGGAAGGGGGGGCUGGUGGCAGGGGCGGUGUGGCACAGGAGCGACUGCUGGCACACGUGUCGGGAGCCUAUGAGGCACUGCUGCGAGACACGACCCCCAACGGAUCCGUGGUGGGGGAGUACCUACUCUCCGCACUGCUCUCUCUCCUCCACUCCUCCUUUGGCUUCGUUGCCAGUGUGCUGCACAACGCCGACGGCACGCCCUACAUCAAGACCCACGCCAUCUCCAACAUAGCCUGGUCACCCGGCCUGCAGCAGUGGCAUGCUCGGAACGCGCAGAGCGGGCUGGUGUUUGCCAACAUGAACACGCUCUUUGGCGCUCCCGUCACCUCGCGCCUGCCAGUCAUCUCCAACCACCCCGCCUCCGACCCUCGCUCCUCGGGGACUCCUCCUGGCCAUGCUCCUGUGCACUGCUUUCUGGGAGUGCCGCUCCUUGUCGCCCACGAGCCGGGCCUAUGCAGCAUCCUUUUCGACCUUGACGGCCGGAACAUUCUAACAGCCGGCGCCGACAAUCAGGUCAAACUGUUUCCCAUCAAGCCGUGCAACGCGUCGUCCGACGGCGACGGCGCGCCGAGUCUGGGCGAUCCGCGGACGGUGCGCGUGGAGCAUAAGGGGCAAAUGACGACGCUGGCGAUGAGUCCCAUGGGCGAUAAGUUCGCCACGGCUGCGGAGGACCACACAGUGAAACUGCACUCGUAUCCUGCUGCGCGGUUCGAGAGCAACGUGACUCGGUUCACUCUUCCCAUCCGCGCGCUCGCAUUCAACGUCUCCGGCGGGCUUCUCGCGGCGGCGGGCGACGACGAGGGCAUUAAAGUCAUAUCCACCGUCGAUUCCUCUAUCGUCUCCGUGCUCAAGGGUCACGACGCUCCCGUGCUGAGCGUGGCGUUCGACCCGAAGAACGAGCUGCUUGCGUCGUGCGACGCGGACGGAACCGUCAUUAUUUGGAGCAUAUCUGAGGCUAAGCCUCUCCACACGCUGCGCGGCGUCGCCCCCGUGAUCGACGCGGUGGCGGCGGAGGAGGAGGCAGACGGCGCGGCGGCAGCGGUGGCGGGUCGGAGCGCCGUGGCAUGGCACCCAGACGGCAGCUUCCUAGCGGCGCCCGGGACUGACUGCGACGUGGUCUGCUACGACCGCGACACGGCUGACGUCAUGCUCACACUCAAGGGGGUGCACAAGUCUCGAGUCGCCGUUCUUGCCUGGUGCCCCAGCGGCCGUUACUUUGCAACGGCCGGCGCUUCGGACGGCACGGUGGCGGCAUGGGACGUGGAGGCGGUGGACGGCGCGUUCGAUCUGGACGUGUGCCGCGUCGAUGCCGGCGCGCCAAUCACGGGCCUGCAAUGGAGCCCUGCGGAUAACGCAAUCGUCGCCAUUGAUUGCGCCGGCUGCUGCGGCGUGUGGCACGGCCCCGUGCCGCCCCACAUGCCCGCGCCGAAUGCGGCGCCGCAGUGGGGAGGGGCGAACAUCGAGCAGCAGAAAGAGGCCCGCCGUACUCGGGAGGAGCUGUUCCGCUUUGAUGACGCGCCCGGCGGAAACGGAAGCGGAAAUUCGGGGCAGGCGGGCGGAGAGGGCAGCGGUGGAGGGCAGGAGGUGUGGGAGGACGAUCUUGGGAAUGACGAGGGGCGCAGGGGGAAGGGGAAGUGGGGAAGCAGGGGCGGAGUGGGGGAGGGGGACGCGGGAGCGGAAUCAGGAGGAGAGGAGGAGAGUGAGGGGGGGUUUCGCGCUCAUGCGGGGAGGAGGAGAGGUGGGGGAGGGGCGCGACACGUGGUGGAAGAUGGAAGUGACAGGGAGGACGAAGUGGGCGGGUGGGAUGGUGAGCGGGAAGAGGAGCGGAGGGGGGGCGCGAAGAGAGAUGGUGGUAAGGGGAGUGGGGGGAAGGGACACGUGAGCCGUGGGGAGAGGAAGGGUGCUGUGGCUGCUCCAGUGGUGUUCAUGCAGCCGCCGUUCCAACCCGGCUCAACCACGCUCACAGCAGCAGCGGGCAGCAGCAGUGCAGAGGGGGAGGAGGGCGUGGAGGGGCCGGGGGGGGUGCGGCUGCGGUACCUGGCAUACGACAUGCUGGGGCGGGUUACCACUCGCAUGGACGCAGAGAGCGAUACAGCGCACGUGGAGGUGGACUUCCAUGACACGUCAGCAGCAGUGACACGUGUGCCAGCGCUGACGGACUACUACGGGUGCACCAUGGGCGUGCUGGGGGAGAGGGGGUACGCGCUCGCCUCGCCUGCGCGCGCCAAGCAGCCCUCCACCAUUCUCUUCCGCCCCUUCACCUCCUGGGCUCCCUCCUCCGAUUGGUCGGUGCGCCUGCCAGCAGGGGAGGAGGUGACAGCCAUUGCCGUGGGCCGCAAGUGGGUGGCGGCCGCAACAUCCCGGAACUUUUUGCGCAUCUUCUCGGACACGGGGCUGCAGCGUGCGAUCGUGUCACUGGAGGGGCCUGUGGUGGCCAUGGCGGGGCAGGGCGCGUUCCUUGCUAUCGCCUUCCAUGCCGCAGGGCCGUACCCUGAUGGUCACCAGGCCAUGCAUAUGCUGCUCCUGGACAUGCAUUCAUCCGCCCUGCGACUGCGCACGCCCAUUGCCCUCUCCCCCGGCGCCUCCCUCGCCUGGCUCGGCUUCUCCACCAUCUCUUCCGACCCCUCUGCACCGCUCCACACCACCGUGCCCACAGUUGCCACAUACGAUUCCCAGGGUGUGGUGCGCAUUCUCUCUCCAGACUUUGGAGGCUGCUGGAUGCCCAUAUUCAGUGCGAGUGCAUCGCCUACAAGUGAGUCGCACCGGCUCUGGAUGGUGGGGCUGGACCUCAGGGAGCAAGCCAUCUUCUUCAUCGUCUGCACCACUGCCUGCCCGCAACCCUCGGUGUUCCCCCGGCCUGUGCUAUCAGAGAUGCCUCUGGCGCUGCCUCUGGCCCUCUCAGACCUCGCAGCAGCUGACUCCCUCCAGGCGGACCUCCUGCGCUCAGCCCUCGCCACCGCACACGUGCGGGCAGUGGCGGACGAGGCAUUGCAGAUGGGGGAGCAGGGGGCGCUGGCAGCAGCAGAGGACGAGGAGGAGCUGCUGAAGCUCGAGGCAGAGAGGGACAAGACGCUUCUGCGCCUGCUCGUCGCUGCUGCCAAAGGAGACAAGUUAGAGCGGGCGAUGGAGCUGGGAACAAUGCUGUCGCUGAGGAAGAGCCUGCAGGGCGCUGUCAAGCUCACCUCUGCUCUGCGUCUGCCCGUGCUCGCCGAACGCCUGCACUCGCUGCUGCAGGUGAGGAAGCGGUUGAGUGCGGUGGACGGGGGUGGGCUGAGUGGUUAUGUGCUGCAUGCUGCUGUUGGGCUGCAGCAGGGGGAGCGCUUGCGAGCUGAAGAAGACGAGCAGAGGCUUCAGCAACGGAAGGAGCAGCAGCAGCAGCGAAUCACACAAACGCGAGUUUUCCCUGACCCACCAAGCAGUGCCAAUCGUUCUCAGCCACAGCCGCCACAGCCACCGCAGCCACAACCGCACCAGCCCGUAAGUGAGCCGCCUCGAAAGGAGCGCAUUUGUCCCGACCCCCCUCCCUCGACACAGAAGAGUGCAGCCGCAGCAUUGGCACCGAUGUUUGUCAAGAAGGGCCCAGGGGCAAACCAGAAAGCAGCAGCAGGUGGUCAGAAGAACGCGAAAGUGAAUCCCAAGGGCUCUGAUGCACCUGCUGCUGCAGAUUGCUCCAGCCCUCAAUUGGCUGCCAAAGGCACUGCCACGGACAUUGGUAGUGCUAGAGGCGAGGAGGCAGGUGCUGGUGAUGAGGGUGGGGCGAAAGCACCUGCAGGAAGUGUUAAGUCGUGCAACCCGUUUGGGAAGAAACCUGGGGGUGUAGCAGCGGCCGGUGGGGCUGUGGCUGGCAGGGCGGCCGAAGGUUCUGUCUGGCUCGCAACCAUUCGGUGUGUAUACAACGUGUGGUCCUGCAACCAAUCAAACAACGCUCGGCGCUUCCUAGGGUUUGCUCCACCUCUCUCUGCUCUCCUCCGCUCCCCUCCCCUCCCUCUGCCUGCUGUGUGCGACCUUGACCUCUUACCUCCAGGUUAUCCUGUUCCCUGCACAUCCAUGGCUACACAUCCAGGGGCUGUCAUGGCUGCAGCGGCACAUGAAGAUCACCAAAAUCAGCAAAAUAUUGCAGCCGCUGCGGCAGCAGCGGCAGCGGCAGCAGCUGCCGGUUCCGGAAUGCCAGGCGGACACACUGAAUACAUUACCAUACCGCAUGUAUCCGUUGACCUUGGCUCAGCCGCUCUUGCUGCACAACACGUCGCUUAUCCUUAUGCGACAACGGACCCGUAUUAUGGAAACAUAGUGACAUUUGGCUCUCAGGCUCUGAUGGCACCACAUUUGUUAGGGAUGCAACAGCAAGCACGCAUGGCGUUGCCGUCAGAGAUUGUGGAGGAGGAGCCAGUGUAUGUCAACGCCAAGCAAUAUCAUGGCAUUCUGCGCCGCCGCCAGGCUCGGGCUAAAGCAGAGGCAGAGAACAGGCUCGUCAAGGCGCGCAAGUCACGGCACCAGCAUGCGUUGAGGCGUGCUCGUGGCUGUGGUGGUCGCUUCCUAAACACGAAACAACUGGAAGAGCUGGCGAGGAAAGAAAAUGGGGAGUCAGCCGACGAUCAGAACUCGGCUGGUAAAGACGAGGACAAAAAAAAGCCCAAGCGCGCUCGACGCCCUCCCCAGAAACGCGUAUCCGUGCAGCAAGCAAUUGACAGUGGAAACGACAAGCAGGAUGUGUCAGGAAGCAGCGAUGACGUAAGCGAUUCUCCUGGUACUGGAACGAGCAACGAGGAACUCUCUCGGCCUUCAGGCAAUGCUGCUGGAGGCAUCAACAGUGGCGCGAUCAGUGGUUACCAGCUUUUGGACAGCGGCGCUGCCAGCGUGGCAGCAGGUGCGUCUGCCACAGCAGGGAACACCGCCACUGAUGCUGCUGGGAUGGCUUCCCAAGAGGCCGCGGCACAGCAGUUCAUGAUGAACAGCCUGCAACAGCACCAGCAGCAGAUUCAGUUGCAGCAGCAGCAACAGCAGCAGCAACAGCAACAGCAACAGCAGCAGCAGGAGCAGCAGCAGCAGCAGCUUCAGCAGCAACAGCAGCAGCAGCAGCAGCAGCAGCAGCAACAACAACAGCAGUCACAGCAGCAGCAGCAGCAGAUUGCUGGAUUCGACCUAGGCUUUGCAGGAGCAAUGGGCUUCUACCCCUUCAGCGGAGUUGGCAACUUUCCUGGUGCAUCCAUGGCUUCGGCUCAAGCGUUUCAGCAACACGCAGGCCAGCAGCAUGCUUUCCACCCGACUGGCGCUCCUGCUGCGUUCCAUCAUGUGUCAGCGUUCCACCCAAUCAAUGCAGGCACUGACGCUGCCAGUGCUGCAGCAGCCGCGGCUGCAAGGAAUGCUGCCGCUGCUGCAACAUACCCGGGAGUUCACACGGAUGGCAAGUCGUGA